GGUAUUUCCUGUUGGUGGGAGGUCUUCACUUUCUGCUGUUGUGACACAGUUCUUUUUUGGCGUGUUAAAGCUUUGCUGAAACUCUAAAAUCUCUGACUGGAUGUGAGAACAGCAGCUGAACUACAUCAGCUUUGUUUUAUGGCAGCAGGGGUGUUCUGCAAUGAAUCAGUGUGAGGACCCAGAGGAGGGGGCCCCUGCCUCUAAAAUUCCUCGUUUUGAGGAACGUGAAGCCCUGAGGAUGAACAGAGCAGACUCUCCUGGACCCAGCUGUGUGUCCAUGAAGAGUGAUCAGUCUAAGGAUUUCUUUAUUUACUUUGGACAUCCCCCUGAUGGAAGGAUAAAUAAUGAGAGACCAGACUCUCCGGGACCCAGCUGUGUGUCCAUGAAGAGUGACUGGUCUAAGAAUCUCAGUAUUACCUUCAAAGAUGGACCGCCUGCUAAUGAAAGGAUAAAGACUGAGAAACCAGACUCUCCUGGACCUAGCUGUGUGUCCAUGAAGAGCGACCAGUCUAAGGAUUACUUCAUUUACUUUGGACAUCCUGAUGGAAGAGUGCAGCAGGAGGACUCAGAGGUUCACACUGACCAGUCAGACCUGCAGCAUCAAACAGACCUGGACUCCACAUUUAAGCUGCUGGAGAUGAACAUCACCACCUUUGUGAAAAGUGAACUAAAGAGACUCCAGAGGGCUUUGACUCCAGAUUACCCAGCAUGCUUUUACAGUAACAGUGAGGAUGAGGAGGUUUUGGAUAGAGAGGAUAAAGAGCAAAGGAGAUGCAGCAGAGAUGCUUUAAUGAACAUCAUUUUGCACUUCCUGAGGAAAAUGAAGCAGGAGGAGCUGGCUGACCUUCUGCGGAACAGAACUCAAGAUGCUGUGUGCCGACAUAAACUAAAGUCUAACUUGAAGAGGAAGUGCCAGUGUGUGUUUGAGGGGAUUGCUAACGCUGGAAACCCAACUCUGCUGAAUCAAAUCUACACAGAGCUCUACAUCACUGAGGGAGAAAGUCAAGAGUUCUAUGAUGAACACAAAGUCAAUCAGAAUGAAAAGGCAUCCAAAAAAAUGGACAAACCAGAAUCAAAGAUCUGUUGUGAAGACAUCUUUAAAGCUUUACCUGGAAGAGAUGAACCAGCCAGAACAGUGAUGACGAAGGGUGAGGCUGGCAUUGGGAAAACAGUCUUGACAAAGAAGUUCACUCUGGACUGGGCUGAAGAUGAAGCCAACCAGGACAUCCAGUUCACAUUUCCAUUCACUUUCAGAGAGCUGAAUGUGCUGAGAGAGAAAAAGUUCAGCUUGGUUGAACUUCUUCAUCACUUCUUCACUGAAACCAAAGAACUGGAAAUCUGCAGGUUUGAAAAGUUCCAGGUUUUGUUCAUCUUUGAUGGUCUGGAUGAGUGUCGACUCCCUCUGGACUUCCACAACAAUGAGAUCCUGACUGAUGUUACUCGGUCAGUACCACUGGAUCUGCUGCUGACAAACCUCAUCAGGGGGAACCUGCUUCCAUCUGCUCGUCUCUGGAUAACCACACGACCUGCAGCAGCCAGUCAGAUCCCUCCUGAGUGUGUUGACAUGGUGACAGAGGUCAGAGGGUUCACUGACUCACAUAAGGUGGAGUACUUCAGGAAAAAGUUCACAGAUGAGGAUCAGGCCAGCAGAAUCAUCUCCCACAUCAAAACAUCCAGAAGCCUCCUCAUCAUGUGCCACAUCCCGGUCUUCUGCUGGAUCACUGCUACAGUUCUGGAGGAUGAGUUGAAGACCAGAGAGGGAGGAGAGCUGCCCAAGACCCUGACUGAGAUGUACAUCCACUUCCUGGUGGUUCAGUCCAAACUGAAGAGCAUCAAGUAUGAUGGAGGAGCUGAGAUUGAUCCACACUGGAACCCAGAGACCAGGAAGAUGAUCGAGUCUCUGGGUAAGCUGGCUUUUGAGCAGCUGCAGAAAGGAAAGCUGAUCUUCUAUGAACCAGACCUGAUGGAGUGUGGCAUCGAUAUCAGAGCAGCCUCAGUGUACUCAGGAGUGUUCACACAGAUCUUUAUAGAAGACAGAGGAGUCUACCCAGACAAGGUGUUCAGCUUCAUCCAUCUGAGUGUUCAGGAGUUUCUGGCUGCUCUUCAUGUUCACCUGACCUUCAUCAAUACUGGAGUCAAUCUGAUGGCAGAAGAACAAACAACCUCACUGAUGUCAAGAAACUCUAGACCUGCAGAGACAAGUCUCUACCAAAAUGCUGUGGACAAGGCCUUACAGAGUCCAAACGGACACCUGGACCUGUUCCUCCGCUUCCUCCUUGGUCUUUCACUAGAGACCAAUCAGAAUCUCCUACGAGGUCUGCGUUAUCAGACAGGAGGUUCAGUGCCAUCAGAAUCAGGAAGUAGCUCACAGACCAAAACAGAAACCGUCCAGUACAUCAAGACAAAACUCAGUGAGAAUCUGUCUGUAGAGAAAAGCAUCAAUCUGUUCUACUGUCUGAAUGAACUGAAAGAUUACUCCAUAGUGGAGGACAUCCAGUGGUCAUUGAGCUAUGGAAGUAUCUCCUCUGAUAAACUGUCUCCUGCUCAGUGGUCAGCUCUGAUCUUCAUCUUACUGUCAUCAGAAAACAACCUUGAUGUGUUUGAUCUGAAGAAAUGCUCUGCUUCAGAGGAGGCUCUUCUGAAGCUGCUGCCAGUGAUCAAAGCCUCCAACAAAGCUCUGCUGAGUCGCUGUAACCUCACAGAGAAAAGCUGUGAAGCUCUGUCCUCAGUCCUCAGCUCUGAGUCCUGUAGUCUGAGGGAACUGGAUCUGAGCAACAAUGACCUGCAGGAUUCAGGAGUGAAGCUGCUUUCUUAUAGACUAAGGAGUUCACAUCGUAGAUUAAUUACCCUCAAGCUAAAUGGCUGUAACCUCUCAGAGAAAAGCUGUGAAGCUCUGUCCUCAGCCCUCAGCUCUCAGUCGUGCAGUCUGAGAGAACUGGACCUGAGCAACAAUGACCUGAAGGAUUCAGGAGUGAAAUUAUUGUCUCAUGGAUUAAAGAUGAAGAACUGCAUGCUGGAAACUCUCAGUCUUUCAGGUUGUAUAAUCACAGAAGAAGGCUGUGCAUCUCUGGCCUCAGUCCUGGGCUCCUCUCAUCUGAGAGAACUGGAUCUGAGUUACAAUCAUCCAGGAGAACAAGGAAAGAAGCUGCUGUCUUCUCUGCUGGAGGAUCCACACUGCAGACUGGAGACACUGAGGUUGGACCAUGGUGGACUGCACAGACUGAAACCUGGUCUUAAGAAGUACGCCUGUGAGCUUGAAGUCGACACAAACACAGUGAGUGGCAUCCUGAAACUGUCUGACAACAACAGGAUGAUGACAUAUGUGCAAGAGAGUCAGCCAUAUCCUGAUCAUCAAGACAGGUUUGACAGCUGGUGCCAGCUGCUGUGUAGGACUGGUCUGACUGGUCGCUGUUACUGGGAGGUCGAGUGGAAAGGAACGGUUAACAUAUCAGUGACUUACAGGGGAAUCAGCAGGAAAGGAGAUGGUGAUGCAUGCUUUUUUGGAAGUAAUGAUCAUUCCUGGACCCUCUUCUGCUCUGAUAAUAAGGGUUACUAUGUCAGUCACAGUAAGAAAGAAACUAAAAUCUCGCCCCCCUCCCCCACCUCUAACAGAGUAGCAGUCUACCUGGACCAUCCUGCUGGCACUCUGUCCUUCUACACAGUCUCCACUGACACUCUAAUCCACAUCCACACCUUUAACACAACAUUUACUGAACCGCUCUAUCCUGGGUUUGGGUUAGGGUUCUUUUCUGGUUCCUUUGCCUCUCUGUGUUCUCUGUAGGUAAAUAAACAAAAAAAAACAAAAAAAACGCAGUUGACUAAAAGUCAGCUCACUCUAUUUACUCUGAAGAAGAUCUGUCAAAUUAUAUUUAUUGUAUUGCAUUGUGUAUUUUAUUUCAUAUUUAUCUUCUGCUCUUUGUAGCAGAAUCAAGGCCUAAAUCUGUGAGAAACCCCUUCCCUGUGGUUAAUGUCUACAGCUUUUGGAAAAUUCCUUGGGAUUUCUAUGGGAGGUCUGAGGACUCCCCUGUGUCCACAAACCACCCAUCUUUGCUUAUGAACCUUUCCCACCUAAAAAGCUUCCCACAGUAAGACACUGGACCUGACACUUUGUAUAAAUGACAGAUCUCAAGAGAGAUCAACACCUUAGAGUUGGAGAUACUAUCUGACUGGAUAGCCAGAGCCAUCUCACUGAGUCUGUGUCUUACCAAAGCCAUAAAACUUUGACCUUUGAGAACUGACGAAUCAUAAAACAAAACCUUCCUACCUCUAAACAACAAAACCAGAUGGUGAUCAUAAACAACUCCUGUUCUCUCUGCAAGACUCAAACUAUAUGGGCCGGAAGUCCCAUAACUACUGUAAACAUCAUACAGUAUUUUUCAACAGUAAAUGUUUAUAUUCAUUUGAGUUAGCUUGCAUGAAACAGAACGAUUUACCAUAUUUCUGUAUCACUUCAUAUUAUUGAGAAAUUCAUUUGUGAUUUUAAUUCAGUCUUUCAUUGACCAACAGUGUCAUCUACUGUCCAGUAUUGGCUACACAUCACAAAUUCCCUUUUGUUUUAGUAUUUAAGUGUUUAUAAGUUAGCUAUGUUUUUCAUGUUUCUUUUUAACUGUGUGACAGUUUAAUUGAUGUUAUAUUAUUGUAGAAUUUUAUAACCAUUUCUGCUAUUCCUACAUGCUCUUAUUGAAUUACUAAUUUGAUGAAGAGUGGUUCUCAAGGUGAUGUUUGAGCUCUUAGAGGAGGGAAAACUCAUAUGAAGACCCCUCACUUUUUCGUGUUAAGACAGUAUGUAUCAGAACUCACGGUCUUCAGCAGAGCCCAGCUUUAUCUUCUUCAACUUCUUUGUCUUUCCUUCAUCUCCUUAAGUUAUCUAAGUAAUUUUUUAGACUUCUCUGUGAACCACGUUUCCUUUUUUUGUUUCUUACAAGUCUGAGCCAGGUCCAAUAAUUUAAUUGAACCUUAAACUUUAUUUUGAUCCAGCACAAAUUCUUUAAUUUUUUUUACAGCCUUUGCGCUAAUUUUUGCAGCAGACUGAGUUUUUCUUUUCCUCACACAUCCAGACUUCAUCACUGAUUUGAUCUAAUAAUCAAAGUGAUGACAACCGUCCUAAGACAUUGAUUUUGAUAUUAAUUGGACGAAUUAAGAACUUUUUUUUGGAAUGAGACAAGUCCAUCAGAAUCCGUGGAAAGGAUCCAUCCUGCCGUGUUCGUCAGACUGUCUUCCCUGAGUGACCCACCCCGGCGCUGUUGCAGAACAAACCAGAACCAACCGAUAAAAGAUCAGAUCCAGCUGAUACCAACGGUAGCUCUGGAGUCCUCAGAACCUCCCCAUACAGAUCAUCUCCUCGCCCUUUUUCUACAGCAAACAGUAGGAUUCUGAUCCAUCUCAUCAGGGUUGACAGUGUCUCCAAUAGUUCUAUUAAAACAAUUAAAUAAUUCAGAACUAUUUUUCCUAAUUCUAUGCCGUAAAUGAUCUUUUUCUUUAUUCUCAAAUCAUCCACUCUCCAUCAAACUAGAUUUGCAUCAUUCCUUUAUUAUCACAUUUAGUCAUUUUCUGUUUAUUUACUCACAUCACAUUCAUAUUAGCUAUGUGAUAUAUACAUUGCAUUUCUGUGAUUUAAUAAUAAAUCUUAAGGAUGUCAGUCGUUGUCCAGAAAUCAUUAUUAAGUUGGGAAGUGGGGUCACUGUCAUGGGGGCUCAUAACUUGAGGUAUGAGAUUGAUUCAUAAUUAAUAAUUUAAUCAAAUAAUUAAAUUUUUAAUUAAUUAAUCAUUACAAUUUUGAAUUGGUUAUUAAAUAACCAAUCCGCAUAAGCGAUGAUGCCCUGUUAAUAUUGAUACUAUUCAAGCUUAUUUAAUAUCACUUUAUAUCACUAUAUCUUCAAUGUCUAAACUACUUAUGAUUGCAUUUGUGCCUGUUCCACUAUGCUCAGGAUGUGUGUCUCGAAGGCAAAGGAGAGAUCAACUCCUUGAAAAGAGCUGUUACAGGCUUCAAAGUGAAGCUCUUUGUUCACAGCAAAGUUCAUCUGCAGGUCCUCAAGGUAGUCAAAAAUCUAGGUAGUAAUUGGCCUUCUGCUCUGAAAUAUGUCCAGGAGCUAAAUAAUAAUUAGCAGUCUUUCUAUUGGCUGCUGUGUGCCUCUGCCACUAAUCUCUGUAUAAAAAAAACAAAAUUGUCAUUUCUUUCAAUGCAGUGACCCAGAUUAAAGCACAAAUCAACUGA
This is a messenger RNA of Cheilinus undulatus (humphead wrasse), 6214 nucleotides long. Its product is annotated as NLR family CARD domain-containing protein 3-like. The transcript is spliced from 13 exons. The coding region runs from base 161 to 3781 and encodes 1206 amino acids. NCBI's taxonomy places the organism in Eukaryota, Metazoa, Chordata, Actinopteri, Labriformes, Labridae. Gene Ontology annotation, molecular function: protein binding. The record is from RefSeq and is a predicted model, not a curated record.